AUGGCACGUGUACACUUGUUUACAACAUCGACGACACCUCAUCAUGAAAGACGUCGGCAGUCCCUCUCACCAGAACAUAGCAUCGCUGAUGAUGCCCCAUCUCCAUCGACAGAGAACAUUACCAUCGCUGCAAAUGCAACACCCACUCAGGAAGAUAUCAGCACAUUGGAUGCAGAUGCCGUAGCAGCAACAGCAGCAGCAGCAGCAGCAGUGGCCUCACCUUCCACUGUCAACAUGACUCAAGCAUCGAUCUCCACUCCCGCUUCUCCUCCUCAUGAACAGCAGCAACAUGAUCUAGCGUCCAGCACAGCUGCAUUGACAGCUGCUCUUCUACAAUCAGCUCAUGGCCAGGACGAUGUAUCGAGUGCUGUCGUUGCAGCCUUGUCAGGAAAACCUGAUUCAUAUUCCGGAUUAGCAUCUCCAGAACAGCCAUCGCAAGAGCAGCAUGAUGCUUCUCAAACACAAAAGGAACAGCAGCAACAGCAACAGCAGCAAACACAGCCUCAGUCAAAGACGGAAGAUGCCAUCGAACAAGCAACGGCAGCAGCAACUGCACUUCAAUUGUUGGGAUUAUCUCACUCUGAUAGCACAGCACAGCAAGCCAAAACCACACACCAGCAAUCACAGCAGCAACAUGUGGCCAGCACUAGCACCAACAAUGCGAAAGUGGAUGCCAAUAAUGUGAUGCUCAUUGCCAACUAUCCUGGCCUAAAUUCCAACAUUGAAGAGAUUGAUCUGAGUAGCGAUGACAUGAUUCAGGAUUACAAGCGAGGCACAUGGACGAGAGAAGAGGAUGAGUUAUUGCUGGCAGGCAUCAAAAAGUUUGGCUAUGGCAGAUGGAAGGAAAUUGCAACCAGCAUACCUGGACGCAAGGGCAAGCAGCUGAAGCAACGAUGGGAUAAUACGUUAGCUGCCAAGUACGUGGACCAAGAAUGGCUAAAGAACAAGAUACGAAGCGAAGAACAACUUCACCAACAACAGCAGCAAGCGGCGAGAGCACUCUCCAUGAUGGAUAUUGAUAAAUCAAAUCAUGGCAGUGCGUCGCCCAGUCAUGCAACGGCAUCAUCAGACGAUAAAGCGCUCAAAUUCUUGGAAGCCACAGAUUGGAAUGACAUUGCUUUGAAGAUUAGCGAAAAGGCUAGAGUAGGCGACCAGCAUGCUAUCGAGGCAUUGUUAUCUCAGGCUCUAUUAGGCACGGUGGCUAAUCAUGCGGCUGCAACUGCCACCUCCGCUACAACAGCUCCUACGACAGCGAAUGUCAGUAUAAAUGCCACCUCCUCUCCCGUUAUUGGCGGUGGCGAUGGUGGAAGCAGUACACCUAUGAACACCAGCACAGUGUCUUCCCCUGUUCAGCCAGCGCUCCAACAUCACCAGCAACAGCAGAACUUUGAUAACUUUGCAUUACAACACACCUCAAAUCCAGGAACGCCAUCCACAUCCGGUAAUAACAACAAUGACGGAUCUCUUGAUUUAAACAACUUCUCAAGGCCCUUAGACAACAAUCCACCGCCUCUCACUUUAGCUGAUGCCGCUGCUUUAGCAUUAUACGCAAAUCAAUUGUCUCAACAGUCAAAUGGCAAUGGAAACAGCUAUUUCAUGCCAUUUGGUAAUGCAUCCACCGCUAAUAACGAUAACUCUGUAGCUGCAGCGGCGGCGGUAGCAGCGGCAGCGGCAGUGGCGGCAGUUCAGCAGCAUCAGCAAUCCGAUUCUCAACACUCACAAGCUUAUAAUUCGUCAUCACCCAUCAAAGCAACGGCUUCCAACACAGCAUCUCCCUCAAUGUCAUCUGCAGUGGGAGCACCCACUUCUUCAUCAUCCGCAGCAGCAGCAGCGUCGUCUUCAAACGGCCACAAGAUGUCAACAGGAGGUAAAAGACGUCGUUCUGAUCCCGCACUAGCAGAUACACAGAGUGCAGCCAUGAGCAUCUAUGCAUCAGCAACACCCAUUACUACCACUAUCAACAACCAAACACAAACCGUAUUUCCAUGCCUGUUUCCUAAUUGCGGAAAAACCUUUGCCAGACUGUACAACCUUAAGAGUCAUUCAAGGACACACACAGACGACAGGCCUUUCGUAUGCCACGCUUGUACUGCUGCGUUCAGUCGAAACCAUGAUUUGAAGCGACAUUCCAAGAUCCAUGGAGGAGAUAAGCCCUACAGAUGCGAAGGAUGUCAAAAGAGUUUCUCGAGAUUGGACGCUUUGAAACGACACAAAAGUAAUCAAAGAAACAAACAAGGCUGCACUGGAAACUAA
Molecule: messenger RNA, 2253 nt
Organism: Mucor velutinosus
Lineage: Eukaryota; Fungi; Mucoromycota; Mucoromycetes; Mucorales; Mucoraceae
Product: Aminotran_1_2 domain-containing protein
Exons: 3
Coding region: 1-2253 (750 amino acids)
Biological process (GO): regulation of transcription by RNA polymerase II
Cellular component (GO): nucleus
Molecular function (GO): DNA-binding transcription factor activity, RNA polymerase II-specific; RNA polymerase II cis-regulatory region sequence-specific DNA binding
Source: RefSeq, a predicted model, not a curated record